This is a messenger RNA of Bombina bombina (fire-bellied toad), 6300 nucleotides long. It is a transcript of the gene CARNS1, whose product is annotated as carnosine synthase 1. NCBI's taxonomy places the organism in Eukaryota, Metazoa, Chordata, Amphibia, Anura, Bombinatoridae. Bases 133 to 3183 code for a protein of 1016 amino acids. Gene Ontology annotation, biological process: carnosine biosynthetic process. The record is from RefSeq and is a predicted model, not a curated record. The transcript is spliced from 11 exons. Gene Ontology annotation, molecular function: carnosine synthase activity; ATP binding; metal ion binding.
CAGGAUUUAAAGAGACGUAUUAAUCCCUUAGAGCUCUUUCUGUUCUAGUCUGGUGCUCUCUCCCUUUACCUGCCACUCUCUCCACCAAUUUAAAGAAGAGAAAACUGACGUUUUGAAAGGAGAAAAGCAGUUAUGUUAUCUCUGGAUCAGUUAAUUAUGGAUUCUGCAAUCUACUGCAAGGAUGUAGACAUCAAUGAGGUAUGGGCCCCUGGUGUAGCUCCUGAUGGCCCUCCAUGGGGAAAAGGUUCUUCCACUGGUUUUCCAGAAGGGAAGAAAAAUGUAGAGAAUGUUUUAUACAACAAUCCAGUGACUAAUGACAGCUAUGAAGAUUUACAAAAGAUUCUUACAAAUGCUGGGCUUCCAAAGACUGAGGACAGAACAAACCAGCCCCGUACAGGUUACACUGAUGAUACCAUCACUAUUUGUGUUGCUGGGUCUCCCAGCUUCUCCAUAUCCGUUCUUUUGGAGGGCGCUAGACAGUGUCCAGGGAAUUUGUUACUCUGCCUCUCAACAUCAUGGUUCUGUCCACGGCCUCCAGCUAUAAAAAUGUCACCUCCUCUUUAUGUAAGACAGGCAGUGACUUUUGAUCGUGGUGGACGCACUUUCUUGGAUACCUUUUCCCCUCCACGAAGGGUGACAUACCUCUCUUGGCUUGGAGGAGAUCAUCAUUUUCUUAGAGAGGAGUGGGACUGUCCUAUGGGAGGCUCUCCCAAGCUUUCAUGCCUCCUAUCUGAUACACUUUUUGUGAGACUACUGCUGGAUCAAAAUGAGCUUCCUCUUCCCACUGGUCUUCUAUUUACUCCUCCUUCUCAUAUAUAUCCCUCAGGGGAACUGAAUGGAGAUGGAAAAGCCACAAGAGUGGUAUUGCUAGAUGGAAAACAGGGCUGGGAAGACAUAGUGAAAAAUGAGAUCUUUACUUUCUUGGCAUUAUUGAAAAAGAAGGAGCAUCGGCAGGUUGUGGUAAAGUCAUGUGGCUCCCAAUUGGCAGGGACACUUGCUACAACUUUCUACUCUUGCUUUGAUCCAGUCCAUGUUUCUAAUAAUGUGCUUAAGCUUUUGAGAAAGCUUCAAAAUAGACAGGCUAUUUUGUUGGAAGGCUUUAUAACCACAUUCCCUCCAAGAAGAAUCUGUUCUCCAAAGCCUCCCCCCAUCAUAUCACGCUGCUCCGUGCGCCCCCCAGAGCUGACGAUUCGUCUCUGUGCCGUUGUCUGCCGAUCUCGCGGAGACCAACCAAUGCUAAGCAAGGUGGUAUGUGCUGUUGGUCGGGCCGAAAAACCACUUUGCCAUCGUUCUGCUUUGCCCCAGUCUCUAGACACCAUUUUGGAGAUGUGGGGAGUGACUGAUAAAGGUCAUAAAGAGAAUGUCUGGGCUCAGCUCAAAGAGACUGCAGAAAGAACCAUGAGAGUAGUGAUGGAGCAGGAGAAGAAAUUGACACCUGAGGAACGAGGGGGACACAAGGCACAAACAGACAUACUUGGAAUUGAUUUUCUGCUGACUCUUGUGGAUUGCAUGGUGACUCCAGUAAUUCUUGGUUUGAACUCUGGCAUUUGCCUUGAGAGCUGUGGGAUCCAAGAAUGCAUGAUGGGAAGCCUGGCAGCGGGGAUCGCUGUUUCAAUAAAUUCUGCAUCAAGACCCUUGGUGGAGACAAUGCUCAGGCGUUCCUUGAACUAUGUAAUGGAAGGAAAGGAAAUACUAGUUAUUGGAGCUGGAGGAAUUAGCAAGAAAUUCAUUUGGGAGGCAGCUCGGGAGUAUGGGAUAAAGAUCCAUCUGGUGGAGUCAGAUCCUGGUCACUUUGCCUCAUCCCUUGUAGCCUCUUUCAUCCAUUAUGACUUUGAAGAUCAUUCGUAUGAUGAUGAGGAGCAUGCAAAAAAUCUAUUACAUAUAGUAAAAGAGAAGGGCUUGGUUGUCUCGGGUUGCAUGGCAUUCUGGGAUGAGUGUACCAUUCUGGCAGCUCAUCUGAGUCAUCUGCUACAGCUCCAUGGUCCACCCCCAAGUGCUGUGCGACUUGCUAAACGAAAGACUCAAACACAGCUCUGUCUGCUCUCCCUGACAUCCCCAAUACCACCCUUCCCAUAUGCAGGGGCUUUUGCAGUACCAUGUUGUUCUUUAGAUCCUGAAACAGGAGGACUUGAAAGAGCGGAGUCAAUUCUUUCCUAUCCCCUUGUCUUGAAGCCAGAGUCAGGAGCUGGAGCAGUUGGUGUGCGACUAGUGCAAGAUAAGGAGGAAUGUAGAAAGGUGAUUGGUAUAAGUGGGACAGAUGCAGAGAAUGGAGAAUGUAAGAUGGUAGAAGAUGGAUAUUGUAAAUCAGGAAUGUCUGGCAGUGUAGGGCAGGAAGAGGUAUGUAAAUUCGGUAUAGAUGUGACAUGUGGGUCAGAAGUAAAUGGAAACUGGAGUAUAGAAAUGAGUACUUCUGAAACAUUAGAUAAGGAUUUAAGCAUUGGUACCAGUCCUGACAAAGCAAUAGGGGUCUCCCAGCAAUCUUACCCUCUGUUUCUUUCAGAGUAUAUCACAGGCUCUGAGCAUGAUGUAGAUUUGGUCCUAGGUCCCAAUGGCCGCCUCCUUGCUGCCUAUGUAUCAGAUAAUGGGCCCACAAUCCUUCCAGGAUUUACUGAAACUGCAGCUGCGCUUCCUUCUCGAUUGGGUGCAGAGAGACGCUGUCAGCUUGUUACAGCUGCAGCUCGAAGCUGCCAGGCACUAGGAUUGUUCCCAGGAGUGUUUAAUGUGGAGCUGAAGCUGACAGAAUGUGGUCCACGGCUACUGGAAAUUAACCCACGAAUGGGAGGCUUCUACCUUCGUGACUGGAUACGUCGCGUGUAUGGCACUGAUUUGGUGAUGGUGGCACUAGCUUUGUUUUGUGGGAUUGACCCAGCACUACCUGAAGAAGGCACACAGGCAAAUACAGUUCUUGUGGGUGUGAUGUGUACAGGGGAACGCCAUGAGGAGGCUUUAAGCAGCACAGCAAACCCACAGAGGCUGCUUGAACUGAACCAUGCUGGAUACAUUAGAUUCAAUCGAUUGGAGGGAACACAAAAGCGUCUUCCUGAUCAGGAACCAUAUGGAAAUGUUGCCUGUGAAGGUGUGGCUCAUGGAGAGGCCAGAAGAAAGCUUUUGGGCCUGUGUGAAGCACUUGGUCUAGACUCUGAGGAGUAUCCAGUAGAUUAUCUGACAAGAGAAUUCCAAUAAUGGGGAGGGGAAGAGAACAGAUGAGAAAUGUGGGGAACAGUGGGUAAUGGGGAGAAAAAGAGACAGUUAUAUGGCAAAAAUACAAAGUAGAGUAUUAGGAAGAGCAAAAAUCAGUGAGAAUUUAAAUAAGGACCAUAGAAGAUUUAGAGAUAGAAAGGGUUAAAAUGUAAUUAAUGAAACAGAGAACUAAAAAGCUUUUUAACAAAUGAUAAAAUUUAAGUUUCAAAUCAUACUGCUGCCAGCAUUGGCCACUACCUACUACAGAAUAUAAAAUGAACAUAUACUACUAUGACCUCUGAGCAGUGCAGUAUAUCUUAUGCCUAGUCUCAGGGAAUUAUGGACAUACUAAUAAGGAAUGAGUGUAUAUAUACAAUUAUUAACAGCAGACACAUAAUUUAUAGUGGUGACAUCCUGUAUGGUAUAGAUCACAUUAUAUUCAUUACAUACAAAUCUUCCUUUCAACCCCUUAGACUUUUAAUGAAAACUAAACACUAAACACAUUUCAUGCACCUGCCUCUAAGCAUGGGUGCAGCCAUUUUGGAACCUAGGUUACACUGAAGGAGAGUUACUGCACAUGUGCAAACAAGUCAGCACUGGAAUGUAGUGGAAGGUAGAUUUCAGCAUGGUAGCACCUAUGACUAGAGGAGUCGGGAGAUAAUCUCAAUACUAUGCUUAUAGAAUAGAAUGUAUUUAGGGCUAGAUUACAAAUGUAGUGCUAAAUUAUCCCAUGCCUGCGAACGGGCACAUUUGCCCAUUUGUGGGUGCGUAUAAUUAAUCAGCCAUUACAAGUGGCUGGUUAUUACUAUUGUGAGCUCUCAGUAGCAAUUAGCGCUUAAAAAUUAAUCAGAAAUCAGAUCUAUUGUAUUUUAUUAAAAAAAGAAAGAUAGCAGCAUCUUUAUUUUUUGAUAAAAUAACUGCACUAGGCAGUAUUUGGGGGUUGAAGUUGGUGGGAAUGGGGUGUUAAAAAAAAACCCAACAGCACUGAAAAGUAUCUUUAAAUUGGGGUCUAUGGGAACUGUGUGUUCCCAGUAAAUAUAUAUAUAUAUAUAUGUAUAUGCUGAUAAAUAUAUAUUUUUAUGUUUUAAUAUGUGUAUAUACACAUAUUAACACAUAAAUAUAUAUGUAUAUCAGCAAAUACAUACUGUAUAUAUUUACUAACUGCUGCCCAUCGAUGCGCUACUUUCUCCCUUCGCUUCGUAAGGUUCUGAUGCCGUCUCUGACUGCAUCAGAACACAGCUCCUAUAGGAGCCUAUGGAGGCGCGCUUGCUUCCCAGCAAUGCGAAGGCGACCUUGCGUUCGCAUUUCUGUUGACUUGUAAUACCAGCGCACAUUAGCAUGCGCUUGUAUUACACAGUGGAGCGCAAAUAUUGCUUUUUUGAAAGCGUUAUUUAGUGCUCCACUUGUAAUCUGGCCCUUAGUAUUUAUUGUCCCUUUAAGGUCACUAAGAUGUAAUAGAACCUCUGCCUGCUAUAGCACUUUUAAACAUAUAGGGGCAUUUUUAUAGGGGCAUAUUUAUCAAGCUCAUAUUUAUCAAGCGCAUAACAGAAGUUAUGAAGCAGCAGUCUAAAGACCGCUGCUACAUAACUUGUCGGCCUGCUCUGAGGCCGCAGACAGAAAUCAACCCGAUCAAAUCCGAUCUGGUUGAUUGACACCCCCUGCUAGCGGCCGAUUGGCCACAAAUCUGCAGGGGGCGACAUUGCACCAGAAGUUCUGGUGAACUGCUGGUGCAAUGAUAAAUGCCGACAGCGUAUGCUGUCAGCAUUUAUCGAUGAGCGGCGGACAUGAUACGCUACUUCGUAUCAUGUCCGCUCGCACAUUGAUAAAUAUGCCCCAUAGUGUUGGAGAGGGGACACUUCCUGCUUUCUAUCAAAUCUUAUUUGCAGUUUUUUAUUGUAUAUAACCACCAUAUUUUAUGUCACAUGCAUAACAGCUAAAAUAGACAUAAUAAAAUGUUUCUGGCUUAGUUUGUAAAAGUCAGGUCAGGUGUCAUGGAAGUCACAUUGUUUUAGUAGGAAGAUUUUGUGUAGAUAUAUUAGCUUUUGAUAAUGCUGACAAAUUUAGUCAUAAAAUUUUUUGGUUAAUAUUAUUGUUAUAUUCCGUUGAGCAUUUAACAAACAUUGAUUUGCAUUCAAUAUUGUGUUGUUUUUUCUAAUAAUCACUCUUCUUUUGCCAUUAGAAGAGAAAUAUGUAAAACAAAUUUAUGGGGGCUGAAUUAUCAAGCUCCAAAUGAUCAAGUUCGCUCGCUGGAAAAAGUAGUUAUGAAGCAGAGGUCUAAAGACCGCUGCUCCAUAACUGGUCUGCCUGCUCUGAGGCUGCGGACAUCAAUCCGCCCGAUCGUAUACAAUAGGGCUGAUUGACACCCCCUGAUUGGCCGCGAAUCUGCAGGGGGCGGCAUUACACAAGCAGUUCACAAGAACUGCUUGUGCAAUGAUAAAUGCUGACAGCAUAUGCUGUCAGCGUUUAUCGAUGUGCGGCAGACAUGAUACACUACAUCGUAUCAUGUCCGUCUGCACUGUAAUAUAUCGGCCCCAUGGUCUCCAGUGCCUCUACUGCAAGAAGAGCUACAGAUAAGAAAAUGCCACCAAACUGAUAAAAUUAAGAAAUAAUAAAGAAGAGGUAAUAAAAUAGGUGAUCACAGAGAUCUGAAAAUAAUAUUUCGCAAUUUUUAAACUGGUUGUUGAGGUUUAACAUAGUUGAUCUCUUUUCUACAUGAAGCCUAAUAUAAACAUGUUUGUGAGUCAGCCUAAAUGGCACUGACCAUUACAGAAAAUCUAGGAGUACCAUCAACUUUUUUAUUUAUAUCAUACAAGGACAUGUUUUGUUCUUGUUUCCAAAAAUGAAUUAUCAAUUGUCUACCACAUCCUCCACUUGAAUAAUGAAGUUAUUUAAUUUUUCUUGACCAAUAGCAGCCUGUACGGGAGACUUUGAGCACAGUUAUUAUAGCUCUGAAAGGGCCAAUAGAGUAAUUUUAAAGAAAAGGGUAAAAAAAAUGCUUAUAUCUCUAGAUAAACAGACAGGUAUUUCUGGUCUAUAGCUAACGUAGGUCACUUUAGUUUAUAGGUGAUAACCACAAUCACACAAACUUGUAUCUGGCCAUAAAUAAAGGUCUUAAUUGCA